Messenger RNA from Rotaria sordida, 360 nucleotides. The record is from the annotation of a GenBank genome assembly. NCBI's taxonomy places the organism in Eukaryota, Metazoa, Rotifera, Eurotatoria, Philodinida, Philodinidae.
AUGCACGCACUGAUAUAUUCAGUAGUUUUUUUAUUCGUUCAUCUCUUAUGUGUACCAGCAACAUCAAUUGAAGAUGUUAAACCUGUUUCAAAAGCAGCAAGAAAAAAUCCUGUUGCAUUACCCAGUUAUUCAAAAUUAUUAACCCUUUUGAAAAAUCGAGAAACAAAAUUUUAUGAAAAUGAUGAUGAUGAUGACGACAACAGUAGCGAUCAGAAUGAUGAUGACAUAUCACGUCAAAGGAAGCAAUUAACAUCAGCAAAUCGGCUAUUUUUUCUUUUUCCUAUCCAACGUGCUACUCGUCGAAGUCGACCAUUAUAUACCUAUGGACAAAAAUCUCAUUGGGAUACGUUUUUUGGAUAA